AUGGAUUCGGUUAACCAACAAGACUCACCGCUCUCCAUCGGCGCCAACAUCACAGGCAUCCUCACAUUCGUGGUGGCCAUUGCUGCCGCUAUAUACGCCCGUAUUACAUACCUCCGGAACAGCGACGAUGAGUACUUCCGAGUCAAGACGUCUCUGUCCUGGUACAAAACUGAGUCGACGUGGCUCGCUGAUAUCGUAACGGCCAUCAAUGCCCAGCACGAAAGCUUCCACAAUUACCAGCCUGAGUACCAGAUGUACACCUUUGUUAUGGAUGAUCUACUCAACCUCGAGCGACGCCUGCUAGACUUGGUGACUGACACCGAGACCAAGGCGGCAGUCGGAGACGAGGGCAGAAGAUGGACGCUUGUGCCGCGGAGUUGGCAAGGCGGGAAGACAUCAGUGGCAAUGGCAUGGAUGUCGGUCAGAACCAAGGCGCUGGAGCUCGUAAGGCAGCGGGAGAGUCUGACGGCGAGGGUGCAAUUCAUGCAGAUGAGCAUGAUUUCAUCGAGACUCAGAGAUCUCGAGUCGAGGACAAAGUGGCGGGAAAUGAAGAUGGACGAGAGCUCGCGGAAACUCGAGGCGUUGGUGGAGAACCAACGGGACAGGAUCCGCCGGUUGGAGGAUCUGGUGAGCCAGCUCAUGUGCCCAGACCAGUUUAGUCUGUCGCGGGCAGGGACAUUGAAGAGCCAUAGCAUCAAGAGAUCAGUGUCGAACGAUUUGGUGGAAGAGGAUAGUUCGACCGCAGCCCAAGGGCGGGGCUCUCUUCAUGACAGCGAGAUAUCCGAACUUGUUGCUAAUGUGGACGAGGUAGGGACCGCAGGUGAGGCUCAUGAUGAAGAAGACGGCCUGGCGAAUGCCAUGCUGGUACUUUCGGGGGAUCCCGGGGAUCAGGGUUGGGUUCGCUUCGUGGGGCUGGGCUUGGCGGGCGUCCGCCUGCUCGAAGAGGUUCUUCCCCUGCGCCAUGUCGAGGAGCGUCUGUUCGGAGGGACCGGAGCGAUCCGGUUGCCUGAGCGGGAUGUCCUUGAUGGACUUUUCCUUGCCUCCACCCAGCGCGCGCCGUCUUCAACCGACCGACCGAUCGAACUUCGCUUCCAGCUCCACGAUCUGAGAAGGAAUCCCCUUGUCCCCCACUGCAACCGCGACAUGGACUUGCACUACCUCAUCCUCGCGGUUCUCGCCGUGGUACUCCCGUCCUUCUACAUCCUCACCGCGAACGUUGCGUCGUCCCGCCUCCCGACCCUGAAGAACAAGCGCAUCUGCCUCCUCAUCGCCCACCCCGACGACGAGGCCAUGUUCUUCGCGCCGACGAUCCUCGCCCUAACCCGACCCGACACCGGAAACCAUGUCAAGAUCUUGUGUUUGAGCACCGGGAACGCCGACGGCCUGGGAGAGACGCGCAAGAAGGAACUCGUCAAGAGCGGCUUGACUUUGGGUCUGCACGACGAGGACGAUGUGUUUGUGCUCGAUAACCCAACCGACUUCCCCGACUCAAUGACGACCGUAUGGGAUCGCAACAAGAUCGCAGGCCUCUUGGGUAGCGCCUUUGCGCCGCUGCUUGCUCGCGAGCGCACCGAAGACGCCGCCCAGCCGACGGCCAAUAUCGACGUCCUCAUCACCUUCGAUUCCCACGGUGUCUCGUCGCACCCCAACCACAUCUCCCUGUUCUACGGCGCACGAACCUUCAUCGCCGGCCUCACCCAGGGCAAGCCCGAGUGGAAGAACCCGGUCGACCUCUAUACCCUCAGCACCGUCAACUUCGCCCGCAAGUACGUUUCCUUCCUCGACACAUUUGUGACGUUGCUUCGCUCUAGGGGCGUCGUCACUGAAAACGAAGCUCGCCCGGGCGGCCUCGUCUUCUUCAACUCGCUCGUCGGCAGCAACGCCCUGGGCACCGCCUGGCAGGCUAUGACGGAGGCGCACAAGAGCCAGAUGGUCUGGUUCCGCUACGGCUGGAUCACCUUCAGCCGCUACAUGGUCAUCAACGACCUACGCCUUGAAAAGUUCCCCAAGUGACCCAUCCGCAUUAGGGCCAUGGCGCUACCGCAUAUUGCCGGGAGCUUGUUGGGUCGCCGGUUCAACUGGCAUGACAUGUUUGCUGUAAGAUACGCUACACGUAUGCAAUCCCAUCUGCUCUCAGGAGAAAUCAAUAGAGACAAGGAAAAGAAGAGGGGGAAGGACAGAUCGCAGCUAAGCUCCGCUUUCUACGUUGUUGGGUGGGUGGUAUUUAAGGCACUAUCUUUGAGCCAUGUUGUAUAACACAUAUUUGCAGAUUACAUAGCUCUCAUCCUCACAUCAUCAGUCUCGUCGACAUUAUGAC
Ilyonectria robusta is the source of this 2317-nucleotide messenger RNA. Its product is annotated as putative deacetylase LmbE-like domain-containing protein. The coding region runs from base 1 to 2013 and encodes 670 amino acids. NCBI's taxonomy places the organism in Eukaryota, Fungi, Ascomycota, Sordariomycetes, Hypocreales, Nectriaceae. Gene Ontology annotation, cellular component: endoplasmic reticulum. Gene Ontology annotation, molecular function: N-acetylglucosaminylphosphatidylinositol deacetylase activity. The transcript has 6 exons. The record is from RefSeq and is a predicted model, not a curated record. Gene Ontology annotation, biological process: GPI anchor biosynthetic process.